AUGGAAAGUAUCCAGAUUCGCGCAAGCAGGCACUUAUCAUCCGAUCUGUCGAAGAUAGGUUCGUACGCUGUAAAUAGAAAUCUUUCACGUAAGGUCGUGUACGAACAGGAUUGUCCUUGCUGUCGGUGUGGAAUCGUUGAUGUACAGGAGAGGGGCGUUGUGUGGAACGAUCCAGCCUCCAGCGGCGAGGAGAGGAGCGGUCAGAUCCUUCCGCCCGCUUGCUUCCCCAUGGCUAGCGAUAGAGACUCUGAUAAUCGACUAUCAGACGCGGGAACUUCACGAAAUCAAGUGACUAUGGCCUCAAUGCUCAAGCUGGAUUCCUUGCUGAAUUGGGGCGUCCAAACGUCAAGAAGAAAUAUGGGCGUUUUAAAUUUCCGAAUGGUAUUGGUAAAAAGAUUUCCGAAGCGAAAGAAGAAAAGAGCAGCAUACAACGAGCGCAGCUAA
Botrytis porri is the source of this 444-nucleotide messenger RNA. RefSeq lists its product as uncharacterized. Lineage: Eukaryota; Fungi; Ascomycota; Leotiomycetes; Helotiales; Sclerotiniaceae. The coding region runs from base 1 to 444 and encodes 147 amino acids. The transcript has a single exon. The record is from RefSeq and is a predicted model, not a curated record.